Molecule: messenger RNA, 3625 nt
Organism: Tilletiopsis washingtonensis
Lineage: Eukaryota; Fungi; Basidiomycota; Exobasidiomycetes; Entylomatales
Exons: 1
Coding region: 141-3449 (1102 amino acids)
Source: RefSeq, a predicted model, not a curated record
UAGCGAGCCUCCUCGACGGACGCCUGCGUUCGCGACAUUCACCUGCUGCUCUUCUCCUCCUCAAUCAGCUCCGCACGCCCAUCCCUUAGCUAUCCGCCCUCUAGGACGCUCGCCGCAGCAUUCCCGCUUGCCUCGCGGCAAUGCCCAAGUCGCACAGCAGCAGCGCUCCCUCCGUUCCCCGCCGGCAGUCGUCCUUCCUGCAGGCGCUCCCUCUGCGCAGCUCUCCCUCGUUCGAGGUCUCGCUCGCUGGCUCGCCCGUGCACGCUGGCGUGCAGGCCUCGCCGAGCGGCAGCGACACAUCGGGCUGGUCGGUGCGCACCUCUCUUUCCGAGGUGCUGCCUGCCAUGCCGCUCUUUCCGGCCGCACAGCACAGUCCGUGCCAGACUCGAGGCGCAGGCAGGUGCAGUGAUGCAGCUUGCGUGGACUGCAUCACCUCGGGCAUGGGCUUUCUCGAUGUCUUUGCGCCGUCCACUUCGGCACGGAGCAUGGGCAUGGCCAAGUCCGACUGGCGCUUUCCGCAGGGCGGCAGCGCUUCGAAGAUGCGCGAGUCUGCAUCGACGCUUCCUACGUCAAGCCACAGCUCUUCAGACCGCUCCACCUCGGAGGACGAGUCAGACGUGACGCCCACCGCCUCGCCCUCCGUCUCGCCCAAGUCUCAGCCGGUCGAGUUUGCCAGUCGACGCAGGGCACUCUCGGCGCUGCGGGAGGAGUCUGAGCCUGUCUCGCCUGCCGUGCUCCUUGCGCGCUCCGCUCGGCGUGCCCGUCAAAACGGGCCACUCGCAACGCAUACUCCGCCCGCUCCGAUGCGCCUCGACGAAGUGCGAGCCAUGCACCUGCCCGAGACUUGCCGCAAUCUCAACUCGGCCUUGGCGCUGGGCUCUCCCUUUCAGUCCGCACCGGACCGAGGGAGCGUGCGAGGCGCUGCCCUUUCGUCGCCAGUGCAUGUCAAGGCUCCGUCGCUACGGACUGUAUCCGCUGCGGCCGAUGGCGUCUCGCCCGGCAAGCCAUUCUUCGACGCACUCUCUCCUCCUCGCUUCGCAGCCUCGCCCUAUUCUACCGCCAGCAGCAGUGCAGCAAGUCGCUCCCUCCUUGCUCGCCGCAGAGACACGACGCCUUCUCCCUCUGCCCGCUACAACCCAAGUAUCUUCAGUGCCAGCUCUGCCGGUGAUUCACCCGUCGCUGGACGCGCUUUUCGUCCGCUGCCAGCUCAGGCGCCGUACCCGAAAGCGCCACUGCCAGCACCGCCCCGCAACGAAGCUGGCACGAGGCCGUCGGCCCGCCCAAUGUCCGUCCCGACGCCGGAACGCGGUGCCGAGGCAGACAUCAGCGAUGCAAACGACACGCCCAUGCACGAGCGCACCGAGCGCAAUGAGCAGGAGUCUCCAGACGUGCCGCUGGUAGCACAGCGCAUGCAUGCCCUUGUGCAUGCCUCUGCUAUGCUACAGCGUGAGCGUAAGGAGGCGGCCAAUCGCAAGCUUGCAGCGUCCGCCGAGGUGUCAGACUACGGUGCGCAGUCGAAGCGCAAGCGGACCGCAGAGCAGCUGCUGCGAAUCAGCACCGACUCGAGAGGUCGAGACUUGCCAGCUUUGUCUUCGCCGACGAGGCCGCGAUCCUCUACCAUCGACGAGCUGAUGCGUCAGUGCAUGACGGACGCCAAUGGCGAGCCAGCGGAGCCGCGACUCUCGUAUGCGUCCGAUUCGGUCUUCGUGCACAACGCCACCGGACCAGUGCUGCCUCGCGACUCGACGUCUCUGCGGCCUCGACUGCCAUCGAUUGCGCCGUCGAUCGACGCAGCAGGCAUGGCACUCUGCGGUGCACCUCGACCGCGACCUUCGCGUAUCCUGGGUCGCGUCCGCUCCUCGCUGCUUCGCAAUGCUCGUCCGUCCUCGUCGUUGUCUCUUCGGCGUCAGGCCACGCAGGAGACGAGCGUCAGCAGCCGGCAUCCCGAGCGCGUCGAGAGUCCGGAGGUCUUCGUCAUCAGCGCUGCUUCAUCGCGCCGCACCUCCGCGUGCGACUCUGACGGCUCCGAGGACUUUGAGAUGGAGGCAGUCGAGCAGCGCUACGGCAUCUCCUUGCAGAACGCGCUGAGUAUGACGCCGCCGACUCCGCACAUCGCAGCGUGGGCGAGCGGCACCUUUACGCCGCCGAGCAUCGACAUUGUCCGACCACACGUGUCCAUGGGUGACUUGGCCGUCGUCGCUAGCACGCUGGUGCAGCUCGGCAGCGAGCGCUCGGCAGCGCAAGCCGCCGAGCGUGCGAACGCUCCUCGUCCGGCGGCUGCUUCGCGCAGCUCUCUGCAGCUCAGCUCUUUGGCAAGGCGAGCGAGUGCACCGCUGCGUGACCUAGCGACACGGCAGCGUACCUCGCAGGACGGCGACGACGGACCAGAUGGGAUUCAGCGCUCGCACACGAUCUCGCGGGCAUUCUCGUCGAUCAACCUCGGAGCGAAGCGCCGCAAGCAUCUGGAUGACCGACUUGCAGCAUCGCACGACGAGCCUCGAGCCAUGCAGGUCUCGAGCCCCACACUGUUCGCCUCGAGCGCCUCCUUUGCUGCUCUCAAGUGCCAGCCGCUCGCAUCGGCAUCGCCUUCCGACGUCGAGGCGCUGCACGCCUUCUCGAACGCACAAGCACCGUCGGCGGCUGCCGCAGAAGCCCAAAGCGACGAGGAGGACGCGUUCCUCGACUCUUCGGACGAGACGCCGAUGAGCAGUCCGAGUCUCCGUUCGCCUCGCACGCCGAGGCUGCUGGACUACCGCAUGUCCAGCGUCACCACGCCAGGUGCGAUCUCGCAAGAUGACGCUGCCGUACUGCGCGCCUUCUACGCGGACGACAGUCCGAUGCAGACGGAGCAGCAGCCUGCCUACCUGUCGCCGCCUCAGCGCCGCCCGGGCACAAGCUGCAGCGGCAGCAGCGAGAGCAGCGGUUCCACCUCAUCUCCUGCUACGCCACGCGAAGGCUUCUCGCCACGCCGCGCGUCCGUCAGGCCACGCAUCGACGCCGACGAUGCGCUCGCGCCCGAGACUGCCGGUCUGCUCGCUGCCUUCUGGCAAGCUGACGCAGCCGACUCCUGUGCUGCCUCUCCAAACACCUGCGCUGCCCCUCCCAGCGCCUUCGCCGCCUCUCCGGCCAUCUCGCACUCCUCACCUCCUCCGCGCCCGUCAGGCCGGUGCGGCACGUACUUUCUCGCACCGCCGAGCGCCACGGACUCGCCGACGCUUGGGCACCUGGCGGCGCCGAGCUGGGCCGCUCCCGCAAACGAGAAGCUGAGCGUCAACAGCGUCGCCUUUCCUCGCCUCGGCGCAUACUGGGCCGAUGGACGCAGUCCUAGCCUAGCAGCGCCGCCAACGCCCGACUGCAGCGUCGAGCAGAAGCCACAGCAGCACAGCCAGCCCAAGGCGCAGAUGGGCGCCGGCGUCGCGAGCCUGAAGGCCAGACUGGGCCUGGCCUAGACUGCCUGUGUCCCUCAAUGCGCUCGCGGAUCCUCCGCCAUGCCCCUCAGGUCUCUUCCACGCCUUCUGUUCUUGUCUUUCCAUACAUACCCUGUCCCUCGUGCUCUCUCAUCGCAACGCAAGCAUGCCUGUUCAUCGCCUGGCUGGUACGAGGUCCACGCGCCCUCCCUCAUGAU